GCUGAAGCGGAAGUGAGGCGCGCCCCUUCUGCGCCGAAGCGGAAGUAAGACGCAACCCGCAAAGAUGGCAGACGACGUAGCGGCAGAUGAAAGUGACAAGAAAGCAGACAUUGAGCGUGCAAAGAGCGAUGGCAAAGAGCUGACCAAAGAGGAGAAGCAGCGGCUGAGGAAGGAGAAGAAGCAGCAGAAGAAAAACAAAGAAAGACGAGAUGACGCCACAAAGCCUGAGGCUUCUGCCGCGCUGCCUUCACCGAACGCUCCAUCCUCAGUGCCAGCCACCGACGCUCCCGUGACCUCGGACAAGCCGGCCAAGAGCAAAGCGGAAGUGAAAGCGGAGCGGAGACCUCGACACGACUCCGACAAGUCCUCCAAACAGGGCAAAAAGCGCGACGGCAGCCAGCAGCAGGCCGCCUCCGCCGCCAAACCCAAAGUGCCACCCGGCGAGCUGCUGCAGCCUGUGGUGAAGAGGCUGCCUGAACACAUCCAAGUCGAUGACCCCGAUGUUGUCAAGAAACUGGCCAAGAAGCUGGAAAGACAACAGAUCCCGCUGCGCUCGGACUAUGGCUACAAGGUCAGCCUCUUUUCACACCUGCACCAGUACAGUCGCAAAGCUCCUCUCACGCAGCAAGUCGGCAUCCCCUCGUCCGUAAUCCACCCCGCUAUCGUUCGACUGGGCCUUCAGUAUUCCCAGGGCAUUGUGGCGGGAUCCAACGCUCGCUCGGUGGCGCUGCUGCACGCCUUCAAGGAGGUCAUAAGGGACUACGCUACUCCGCCAAAUGAAGAGCUAGCCAGAGACUUAGUCAACAAAUUAAAACCUUACAUAAGCUUCUUGAACCAGUGUCGCCCUCUGUCAGCCAGCAUGGGAAAUGCAAUCAAAUACAUCAAGAAGGAGAUUUCUAACAUUCCAAAUCACUGCAAGGAAGAUGAGGCAAAGAGCAAGCUGCUGAACUGCAUCGACUGCUACAUCGACGAAAAGAUCGUGCUGGCGGCCAAAGCCGUGGCGGGGAUCGCCAUCGGAAAGAUCAGCGACGACGACGUCAUCCUGGUCUACGGCUGCUCGUCGCUGGUCAACCACAUCCUCUACGAAGCCUUCAAAAUGGGCAGGAAGUUCCGCGUUAUCGUGGUGGACAGCAGGCCGCGGCUCGAGGGCCGCGAGACCCUCAGGCGCCUGGUCCAACGGGGCAUCAGCUGCACCUACGUCCUCAUCUCCGUCGUCUCCUACAUCCUCCCGGAGGUGUCAAAGGUCCUCCUGGGCGCCCACGCGCUGCUCGCCAACGGCUACAUGAUGUCUCGCGUGGGCACGUCCCAAGUUGCUCUGGUGGCCAAAGCCUUCAACGUGCCUGUGCUGGUGUGCUGCGAGACGUACAAGUUUUGCGAGAGGGUGCAGACCGACUCCUUUGUAUCAAACGAACUCGACGAUCCUGACAACCUGAUCGUGACGCGGAAGGGCAAGACGCAGCUGGCGCACUGGCAGGAGGUGCGCUCGCUGGGUCUUCUCAACCUGGUAUACGACGUGACGCCGCCUGACUUUGUGGACGCCGUCAUCACCGAGCUGGGCAUGAUCCCGUGCACGUCGGUGCCCGUGGUGCUGCGCGUUAAAAGCGUCGACCAAUGAGCACAUGUGACCUUGCGUGCUUUGAGCGUGGAAUAAAUAAGUGACUAUAAUAAAUAUAUAUAUAGCCGCACGAGUGACUUUUAAA
This is a messenger RNA of Syngnathus acus (greater pipefish), 1700 nucleotides long. It is a transcript of the gene eif2b4, whose product is annotated as eukaryotic translation initiation factor 2B, subunit 4 delta. The transcript is spliced from 13 exons. The record is from RefSeq and is a predicted model, not a curated record. Lineage: Eukaryota; Metazoa; Chordata; Actinopteri; Syngnathiformes; Syngnathidae. Bases 65 to 1615 code for a protein of 516 amino acids.